CUGUCGUCACAUCUAGCGUUCAAGGUACAGCCAUUCUUCCUAUUUAACAAGGAAGGGACACGUGCAAAAGUUACCUUGCAGAUUUAGUGCCAUCAUUUGUUUUCGAAAUUGGAACUUUUAAAGUUAUUUUCGACGCUCCGCCUCAGUUCGUUCUUCGACAGGAUGGCAGAACCGCAGCGAGAACGUGAUCUGCUGCCUGAAGAUGUUGCUUCCGAUGACUGCCUGACUUCAUACACGCACAUCUACAGCCCAGAUUUGCUCAAAGAUCAGGUCGCAUUCAUCACAGGUGGCGGAUCAGGAAUUGGACUACGUAUAGCGGAAAUCUUCAUGAGGCAUGGCUGUGACACAGUGAUCGCCAGCAGAAACAAAGACAAGCUAAUAGAGGCGGCCAAGAAGCUGUCUGCAGUUUCAGGGCGUCGCUGCCUCCCGUUGUGCUUAGACGUCAGGCAGCCUGAGAGCAUUUUGGCGGCUGUGGAUGAGACUCUCAGAGAAAUGGGCCGCGUAGACAUCCUUGUCAACAAUGCUGCCGGAAACUUCCUGUGCCCCGCCGCGGCGCUUUCCUUCAACGCCUUCAAGACGGUUAUGGAGAUCGACACCGUGGGGACGUUCAACACCAGCAAAGUUCUGUACGACAAGUGGUUCAAGGAUCACGGCGGCAACAUCGUCAACAUCUCCGCAACGCUUGGAUACAAGGGACAGGCGCUCCAGGUGCAUGCUGGGUCUGCCAAGGCUGCAAAUGAUGCCAUGACCAAGCACCUGGCUGUGGAGUGGGGACCCAGCGGCGUGAGAGUGAACGCCGUGGCCCCCGGUCCAAUCUCCGGCACGGAAGGCUUCCGUCGACUGGGCGGGCCUAGAGGGGAGGCCGGCGGUCUGUUCCAGUCCGUUCCUCUGCGGCGAUCGGGGAACAAGACCGAGAUGGCCCACUGUGCGCUUUUCUUAGCCAGCCGGGCCUCGUCUUACGUGACCGGAGCCGUCUUGGUGGCGGACGGCGGCUCGUGGCUGACCUCGGCCAACGACGUCUCCAAGAUGAUGGGUAUAGCCUCCUCUAAAUCCGCUAAACUCUGAACAGAGCACCCUGCUGUCCUCCUCCUGACCGAGGUUAUUGGUCAUCUGAAAAGAGAGACAAAUAAAAAAAUGAACCAAAAAGUAACAUAUCUACACGCACGGUAUUCGUUUCAGGCUGGCAUGUUGUGACUUAAGUCAUGCAACAAGGGCAAAAAUGCAUCAAGUACUAACAACAAAUGAAAGUGUAAACAUUUUAUUCGACGAGAAUAUUAACGUAUAACAUUUUCAAUAUGAGUUUUGCUACAAACGUUGAUGCGCUUUGCAAAACUCAACGUGAACUCGAUGCCACAACUCCACAAUGCUGUCAGUUGCCUCUGUCCAGACUUUAGGGGACACCCCUUGUUGUUUAAAAAUCCCUCAUGUCAUUAUGCUGUUCAUGGACAGUUCAAAUUAUGAUUUAUGUAUUGCCUACAAAUAAUGUAGCUAUCUAUUCCGGUGAUGUGUAAUGACAGGCGUAGUAUAACAGCUUUAUGAUUUCAGGCCUAGAUUUGAUACCGAGUUAAUUAGCGCAUACGAUGAAGUCAUUAUUUCAGUUUGUAAAUUUCUUGUGACAUUUUUGCUUGAUGGUGAGCUGGGAGAUUUUUUUCCA
This is a messenger RNA of Syngnathoides biaculeatus (alligator pipefish), 1654 nucleotides long. It is a transcript of the gene decr2, whose product is annotated as 2,4-dienoyl CoA reductase 2, peroxisomal. The record is from RefSeq and is a predicted model, not a curated record. Gene Ontology annotation, molecular function: 2,4-dienoyl-CoA reductase (NADPH) activity. Lineage: Eukaryota; Metazoa; Chordata; Actinopteri; Syngnathiformes; Syngnathidae. The coding region runs from base 163 to 1065 and encodes 300 amino acids. The transcript is spliced from 10 exons. Gene Ontology annotation, biological process: fatty acid catabolic process.